AUGAAAGUUAUACCAUCCAGGGUUUCGAAUACUGAGUCCUUUAUGGAGGACGUCGAAAUUACAGACAUCAUUGUGAACUUAUAUGAUAAGGAUUCAAAUAUCAACAUGGAGGAAGGGAUGCAUAAUGUUGAAAUAACAACUGUUACCAUAAAUAUUGAAACUUCUAUUAUUCCUCAACCACAACCAACUUCUCCACCACCUAAAUUAGUUGCCCCAUCUUCGUAUACUACUGCUAUUUCUCUAACUUUUGUUGGUAUAAUGCAAGAACCUAUAGCUACACUUUUCUCUUCUCAAUCUACAGAUCAUGAGAAAACCAUUACUGAAGCUGAAGCAUAUGAAGAUGAUGUCUUGGUUUCCUUUUUUGAGUUGCAAUUCAAUCCUGAUGAAGAAGAUAUACCUGAUUAUUUGAUCAUGUCGGGUAAGCAAUUCAAGAUUCUAAACAUUAAGAUGAAAAUGAUACUUCAAUUUUUGGUUGACACUAGAACCAAGAAUUCAGUUAGUGGUGUUGAAGUGGAAUAUAUUUUCAAGUCCCAAGAGUCUUGA
Messenger RNA from Lactuca saligna, 543 nucleotides. NCBI's taxonomy places the organism in Eukaryota, Viridiplantae, Streptophyta, Magnoliopsida, Asterales, Asteraceae. The record is from the annotation of a GenBank genome assembly.